AUGGAGACAGUCCGGGUGUUUAACCAGGAGCUCUCCGGGCUUUAUGAGUCGAAGCCGCCCAUUUCGAAGGCCAAAAUGGCCUCGAUUACACGCAGUGCAAUGAAGGCGAUCAAGUUCUACAAGCAUGUGGUGCAGAGUGUGGAAAAAUUCAUCCAAAAGUGCAAAUGCGAGUACAAGAUCCCGGGCCUGUACGUGAUUGAUUCGAUUGUCCGGCAGUCGCGUCACCAGUUUGGUCCGGACAAGGACGUGUUCGCCCCGCGUUUCGCCCGCAACAUGGGUUCCACGUUUGCCCAUUUGUUUCGGUGUCCUCCAGAAGAUAAGAGUAAAAUCAUUCGGGUGUUGAACCUAUGGCAAAAGAACAUGGUGUUUUUGCCUGAGGUGAUCCAACCGCUGUUCGACCUUGCCAACCCGGAUCACCCGAUUCACCAACAGUACAAUGCACAAAUGCUGCAGGAGCAAGCGGCGGGGGCAAACGGCAUGAAUCCGGGCGGGGUUUCACACGAUUCACCGGCGGGCGGUUCCAUGGGCGGUGUUAUGGAUGACCACGGUGGUCAGCUGCAGAUGGGCGAAACGAAACAACUUGAUCCUUCCACCAUUCGACAGCUGCAGCAGUUCCAACAGAUACUGAUGCGACAAACAUCGGGCGAUCAGGCAGCCGGCGGUGCUGCCAAUGCCGGUACGAUUGCCGCUAAGGAUCAGGUUAAAUUCAACAAAAAGCUCUUAGACUUCGACUAUGGGAGCGAUGAUGAUGAUGAUAAGAAUUCACCCUCGGUACCAUUACCGGGAAGUGCCGGUAUACCGGAUCUUACCCAAGUUCCGGGCGGCAACAUCGCUCAGAUUUUGUCCGAUCCGAACGUGCUGAAGCAGCUGCAGAAUUUGCAGAAACUAAAGCAGCAGGAAGAGAAACAAACGAAGUUGACGGAGAUGAUGCUGAAGGAGGAACAAUUCGAAAAGCAUCUGGCCAGCGUCCUCAAGAAGUUACCGUUCGCAAACGAGUGUGAUCUAAGUCGACAACCACCGAUCGAUUUGAACGCCGGCCACUCGUCAGCGAAAGAUGUUGAUACUGAUAACGACGUAGCGAUAACUGGAGUUGAGAUACUCGGAGAUCCUAUACCAGUCAGCAGCAGCCGCGGAGGCAUUAGUCACGGUGGCAGCGGUGGUGCUAGUGGAAGCGGAGGAGGUAACAGCGAUCGCUACAAGUCGUCCUCUUCAUCGCGGCGCAAAAGCAGAUCACGAUCACCGCGCGAGCGACGUGGUGGGGGUAACAGUGGAACCGGUGGCCGAAGUGGUCGAGGACGAUCACACUCCAGGUCACGAUCACCGUCACCGAGGUCCUCCAGGAGGCGUUCCUCGCGCGAUCGUGGUAGCACUUCGACCAAGGACCGUGAACGAGAGAAGGAACAUGAACGGGAGCGUAAGCGGAAAGGACUGCCGGAAAUGAAGAAAGAGCACCUCAGUGUGUGCAGCACGACGUUAUGGGUAGGCCAUUUAUCGAAAUUGGUUCAGCAGGAAGAGCUGUCCGAUACAUUUGGCAAAUAUGGUGACAUCGUGAGCAUUGACAUGAUUCCACCGCGUGGUUGCGCGUUUAUCGUGAUGAACCGACGGCAGGACGCAUUCAAAUGCAUGCAAAGCCUCAAGAACCACAAGAUGCACGGGCGUGCGAUAACGAUUUCGUGGGCCGCCGGUAAGGGCGUCAAAAGCAAGGAAUGGAAGGACUAUUGGGAUCUCGAUCUGGGAGUGAGCUACAUUCCCUGGUCGAAAUUGAGUCCCAACACGGAUCUGGAAUCGCUGGAGGACGGCGGGAUGUUCGAUGAGGACACGAUGCCCCAGUGGAUGAAGGAGAAAUCAUCCGCCAGCGGAGCAGCCGGGCUUGGACAAGCUGCGGCAGCAGCUGCCGCAGCACUGAGCCUCGGGCUGGGCCCGGGUAUGGGCUUGAAGAAACUAGAUGGUCCCGAUUUAUCGUCAGCUGCAGCAGCGGCCGCAGCAGCCGCAGGAAUGCUUAAUUCGACGCUAUUUCCACUCAGUGCAGUUGACACGAGCCAACCACCGCCAAACGCUAUGCUCGGUAUGGGCAUGCCACCAUUUCCUAUGGGUCCGGUUGCGCGCCUACCGAUGCCGAUGGGAAUUCCGAUCGGGCCCAACAUGGUGCCCGGGCUGGGAAUCAAUGUGCCUCCGCCUGGUAUGUUGUUGCCCGGAAAUCCACCCCCCUUACCGAUGGGAGGCUUUGGUGUUUUACCACCACCUCCUCCUACGGCGGGUGCGGCAUCUUCUGGUAUGAUGGGCAAUGGUGGUAAUUCAUCAAGUUUGAUGAACUCUGCCUCCAACAUGAGCAAAUCGUCUGCUGAUGAUAUGGACAUCGAGAUGGAGGAUGAAUAUCCGCCCACAGCUCCAAUGGUCGGUGGAGGGCAGAAUGCGAACGCGUUCUUUAAUCAACCACCACCGCCUUUAAUGCCUCCAAACGCCAACUUACCACCAGGGCCUCCGGGAGCAGUCGGAGCCAGUGGUUUCUUUGGAGUUGGUUCGGCCGGAUCUGCGCUCUCCGCUAUAGUCGCUGCGGCCGCAAAUCUACAGGAUAACGGAGGCACGUUGGACGGUGGCAGUGAUGAUGCCGAAGGAGCAGACAGUAAUAUGGGAGGCAAUCGGGGCGGAUCGAGGGACUUUUCGCGUUCCAAUGACGAUGGUCGUGAGCAUGGUAGAAACCGCGGAACCGACCGUAACAGAGAUCGCGAUCAACGUGCUGGCGGCUUUGAUCGGAGCGGUCCGGGCGGUGAUGGUGGCGGUCGUCGUGAUCGCGGAGAACGUGGAAGCCGUUGGGGCGGUGGGAAUGAUCGAGGCGGAAAUAAUUUCCGCGCUGGUAACGCCAAUCCGGAUGAUAGACCACUGUCAGAGAGGUUGCGAGAGCUGGCUGGUGUGCUCGAGUUUAACAAUCAACAACAGCGCGGUGGAGCCGGUGGUGGUCGCAAUUUCGGCCAGCGUGGAAACGACGGAGAUGACUUUGGUAAUCGCGAAGCUGACUUCACACGGCGAGGUGGAAACUUUCAACAAAAUCGAUUCAACAGUAAUUCCACCGGUGGUUUCGGUGACGAAGGCGGUCGCGGCGGUGAUGGUGGAGGUCGAAACUUAGGCGGUCGCAAUGGACAAUUUUCUAAUCAGCAGCAAGGAGGAGGUGGCAAUGGCCGCGGAGGAAACAACGGUGGUGGAAUGUUUGGAAAUCGCUCCGGUGGUGGAAGGAACAAUAACCAACAACAGCAGCGUGGUGGGCAGUUCUUCAAUGAAGAUCGCCAACAGCAGGGCGGCUUUUUCGAUCGAGACGAGAGCAGUAACGGCUAUGAUUCUGGCGGCAACAACAGCAACAAUAGCAACAACCGCCGUAAUUGGAACGAUCGCUCCGGAGGGCGCGGAAACAAUAGUGGCAAUCGCGACGAAGGCAACCGCGGAAGAGGACGACAACAGAACUGGCGCAGCGGUGAUGAAAGCACUGGAAGUGGUGACGGCGGUGGUGGUGGUGGUCAGCGGUUUAACAAUGCCCGUGGAGGAAACAAUAAUCGUGGAACCGGAGGAAAUCGCCCAGCCGGAGUCGCUCGAUGGGACGAUGAUGAUGAGAACUGGGAUGAUGCGAGCAAUAGAUCGACAACUGGGCGUCAGGUGCAGUUUGGUUCGAAUAAGCGCCAACGUGGGCAUUCUCGGGAAAACGAAUCUAAUGAGCAAGAGCAAUCACACGAUCAAGAACAGCGGUACCAUCGGCGCGAAAGAGGGCAGUCAGAUUCCGAAGACCGGCCCGGAGCAGAUGAACGUAAUUCGGGUCCUGAACAUGCCGGUGAGACCGGGAAUAGUGCAAUCGAUAGACAAGAAGGAGAAACGGAUGUCUCAGGAGAUAGAAGAUACCAGCGGGAUCACUAUCGUAACCGAAAUAAUGAUCCGGAUGAUGAACGGCCACAGCCCAUCCUUUACUCGCCGGAACCAGAGGAAGAAGCCGAGCAACCACUCAGCACCAAUCCGCUCAAUGAUGAGAACAUACCGAAUGACCAUCUCGAUGGCAAUGACAGAGAAGGUAACGGAAGAGAUAGGCGCCAUCAAUUCGGCGUGGAAGAAAGCCAUGUAACGAUGGCUUCCGCAGCCGAACGUUCAACCGCCGGCUGCAGUUCACAGGAUGACUCAUCUCAGUUCUUUAAAGCUUCCGACGAACGGUUCGAAAGCCAUAUUACGCAAUACGAACAGCAGUUACAACGGGGCGGCUCACCUUCUACCAUGGAUCCAGCUUCUAUGCCGGAAUCCUACAAUGAUUGCCACGAUCAUCAUCAGCAGCAGCAACAGCAGGGUGAUCAAUGUCCGCAACAACCCACUACUCUCGAUGAGCCUAAAGAAGUCGUACCCCCGGCAGUUUCUCAAUCAGAAGCUUCCUGCAUGGAAGAAACAUACAUCCAAUCAAAAGGCUCCGCCGAAAGUGAACCUACUCCGACGGCGGAAGCAUUAGCAGAGUAA
Anopheles nili is the source of this 4482-nucleotide messenger RNA. Its product is annotated as SR-related and CTD-associated factor 8-like. The record is from RefSeq and is a predicted model, not a curated record. NCBI's taxonomy places the organism in Eukaryota, Metazoa, Arthropoda, Insecta, Diptera, Culicidae. Gene Ontology annotation, cellular component: nucleus. Bases 1 to 4482 code for a protein of 1493 amino acids. The transcript is spliced from 9 exons. Gene Ontology annotation, molecular function: RNA binding.